UCAGGCGGUGUUUUGCUUCCCAGCCCAUGUCUCUAAAAUAAUGGGAUUAUUUCGUUAUUUUUCCAAUUUUCCCCAGGAUUUUAUCCUUUUCGCAGUGUUUUCUACCUGAAGUUUUAUUUAUUACUCAAAUAAGCAAUGGAAAGUUCAACUUUCAGUGACAAAAUCGAGGCAUACUUUUCGGAGUUAGGGCGAUGGAAAGUAUGGCGAAGUAUACUGUUGGGUCAAGUGUUGUCUAUACUGAUGAGCGCGAAAUGUAUUCUAACGACGAUACUACAGAGCGCGACCUGGCAGUUUCCUACGACGGCCCAACUUGUUAUUCCUUAUUUAGCACUUUUCGUUUUAUUCGUCCCUGCAUUGCUAUGUAACGGAGUCACAAAACUCUCCAAAAAAUGGUGUAUAGUGAUAAUCGCUUGCACACUGGACGUGGAAGCGAGCUGGCUACUCGUCCUCUCGCAGCGCUUCACGUCCGUGCUGAGCUGACAGCUGCUGGCGUGCUCGGGCGUGGGCGCGGCGCUGGUGGGCGGCGCGUGGCGGGGGCGGCGGCUGGGCGCGGCGCACGUGGCGGGCGCCACGCUCGGCCUCAUGGCCAUCGUGUGCGUGGUGUGGGCAGAUGUAGAGG
This is a messenger RNA of Cydia fagiglandana, 619 nucleotides long. RefSeq lists its product as uncharacterized. The coding region runs from base 136 to 480 and encodes 114 amino acids. Gene Ontology annotation, molecular function: transmembrane transporter activity. The transcript is spliced from 3 exons. Gene Ontology annotation, biological process: transmembrane transport. Lineage: Eukaryota; Metazoa; Arthropoda; Insecta; Lepidoptera; Tortricidae. The record is from RefSeq and is a predicted model, not a curated record. Gene Ontology annotation, cellular component: membrane.